AGAGUUCUCUCUUGAUACAAUCAUACCUAUUACAGUAAUACAAACCCUAGCGGGGCUACUUUCCCCUUUCUUCUCCCAUGAGAUCCGCUGAAAUUCUCUCGAUUGGGGCCUUGAAUCCCCUUAGGGCGUGACACUCCUUCCCUCGUCCGCCGCCUCGCUCCCUCGCUCUCCUCCCUCGCGCCAUGGCCUUCGCCCUAGGAGCCCCGUCGCCUACUACUGCUCCUCCACCACCUCGCCUCUUUCUCCUCCUCGCCUUCCCUUCGCUCGCCCGCAGGUCGCUGCCGUUGGAGAACACAGGAGUGCGGGUCUUCAAGUUGGGGUGGUCAGGAGGGCUGCCCAACCUGACGGCGCAUCCUCCUCCUCACAGCUUCGUCGCACGCGCACCUUCUUCUCCUCCCUCCUCCCUCCCUCGUCACUACUUCCACCAGUCCCCUCCCUCCCUCGUCCGUGGCCGCUGCUGCCGCACAAAUCUCCUAGGUCAGGGAAAGGAAGAAGGCCUUGGCGAGUCAGCAGGGGUGGGUGGAGCGGCUGAUGCGGAUGGGGUCGACGGUUGAGGGAGGGUUGCCGACCAGAGCAGCAGGAGCAAGAGCUCGAGAAGGUUCAGAUUGGAUACAAAUGGUUCAGCAAAGAGGGAGUGUGUAACCGCAUCAGAGAUUAGGCCAUGGAGCAAGAGUGUGUGACUAGGUUGUGCAAAUUUUUUCCCUAGAGACAGCAGAGGAACCCCUCCUGGUCGAGCCCCCACCCUAUCCUCUCCACCUUUAGAGGAGAACCCCAUGAAAGCUAAAAGUUUGUGGAGGAGUGUUGGCACAGGAAUAUCUGAUCUGCGCCAUGACAAUAUGGGCUUGCUGCAGCCAGGCAGUUCUUCAGAGUAUGGUGCUUCGAUUUGGUUCCUGUGGUGUGUUAGUUUCAGAACCCUAUCCUCUCCACCUUUAGAGGAGAACCCCAUGAAAGCUAAAAGUUUGUGGAGGAGUGUUGGCACAGGAAUAUCUGAUCUGCGCCAUGACAAUAUGGGCUUGCUGCAGCCAGGCAGUUCUUCAGAGUAUGGUGCUUCGAUUUGGUUCCUGUGGUGUGUUAGUUUCAGAAUUUGA
Triticum aestivum (bread wheat) is the source of this 1088-nucleotide messenger RNA. RefSeq lists its product as uncharacterized. The record is from RefSeq and is a predicted model, not a curated record. Bases 774 to 1088 code for a protein of 104 amino acids. NCBI's taxonomy places the organism in Eukaryota, Viridiplantae, Streptophyta, Magnoliopsida, Poales, Poaceae. The transcript is spliced from 7 exons.